Messenger RNA from Lepus europaeus (European hare), 3430 nucleotides. RefSeq names its product WD repeat domain 43 (gene WDR43). The transcript is spliced from 18 exons. Gene Ontology annotation, molecular function: protein binding. The coding region runs from base 13 to 2049 and encodes 678 amino acids. Gene Ontology annotation, cellular component: nucleolus. Lineage: Eukaryota; Metazoa; Chordata; Mammalia; Lagomorpha; Leporidae. Gene Ontology annotation, biological process: maturation of SSU-rRNA from tricistronic rRNA transcript (SSU-rRNA, 5.8S rRNA, LSU-rRNA). The record is from RefSeq and is a predicted model, not a curated record.
GCCAGAGCAGCAAUGGCGGCGGGCGGCGGCGGUAGCGGCGACCCCCUGGCCCCGGCGGGGGUCCCCUGCGCCUUCUCCCCGCACGGGCAGGCCUACUUCGCUUUGGCUUCUACCGAUGGGCACCUGCGAGUGUGGGAGACAGCCAACAACCGGCUGCACCAGGAGUACGUGCCUUCCGCGCACCUCAGCGGUACCUGCACCUGCCUGGCCUGGGCGCCGGUGAGGCUGCAGGCCAAGGAAAGUCCUCAGAGGAAAAAAAGGAAAUCAGAAGCUUUAGGAACAAGUAACCAGACGGACUUAUUGGCUCUUGGUACAGCAGUUGGUAGUAUCUUAUUAUACAGUACAGUCAAAGGAGAAUUGCACAGUAAAUUAACAAGUGGUGGACAUGACAACAGAGUCAAUUGCAUACAGUGGCAUCAAGACAGUGGCUGUUUGUAUAGUUGUUCAGAUGAUAAACACAUUGUGGAAUGGAACGUACAGACAUGCAAAGUGAAGUGCAAAUGGAAAGGUGACAAUAGCAGCGUCAGUUCCCUAUGUAUCAGCCCAGAUGGAAAGAUGUUGCUUUCUGCUGGUCGAACAAUCAAACUCUGGGUUUUGGAGACCAAAGAAGUUUACAGACACUUCACAGGACAUGCGACGCCAGUGUCGUCACUUAUGUUCACCACUAUCAGACCUCCUAAUGAGAGCCAGCCCUUUGAUGGAAUUACAGGUCUUUAUUUCUUAUCUGGAGCAGUGCACGACCGGUUACUUAAUGUCUGGCAGGUCCGGUCAGAAAACAAAGAAAAGAACGCAGUCAUGUCUUUCACAGUUACAGACGAGCCUGUCUACAUUGACUUGACCUUGUCAGAAAACAAAGAAGAGCCUGUCAAGUUAGCUGUUGUCUGCAGAGAUGGCCAGGUGCAUCUCUUUGAACACAUAUUAAAUGGAUACUGCAAAAAGCCUUUGACUUCCAACUGCACAAUUCAGAUAGCAUCACCUGGGAAAGGCAAGAAGUCAACACCAAAACCCAUUCCUAUUCUUGCAGCUGGUUUUUGCUCAGACAAAAUGUCAUUGUUGCUUGUAUAUGGCAAUUGGUUUCAGCCUGCUAUUGAGCGAGUGGCUUUAAAUUCCAAAGAAACUCAUAUGUGUUUAGUAAGAGAUAUUUCAAACUGCUGGGCCCCAAAAGUAGAAACGGCUAUAACAAAGGUGCGAACCCCAGUGAUGAAUGCAGAAGCGAAAGUUCUGGUGCCCGGGCUUCCAGGGCAUCAUGCGGCCAUCAAGCCUGCUCCUCCACCAGCGGAGGGCAAGGAGAGCAAGAGGAAGUUAACGGGGAAUGAGGUUAGCAUCGAAGAGCGCCUGGGGGCCAUGGAUAUAGACGCCAAGAAAGGGAAGGACGAGCUGCAGACGAAUAGCUUUCCAGUUCUUCUCACACAAGGGCUGGAAAGUAACGACUUUGAAAUGCUAAAUAAAGUCCUUCAAACUAGGAAUUUAAACCUAAUAAAGAAGACUGUGUUAAGGAUGCCCUUGCAUGCUGUUAUUCCAUUGUUACAAGAGCUUACAAAGAGGUUGCAAGGACAUCCUAAUAGCGCUGUCUUAAUGGUUCAGUGGCUGAAGUGUGUGUUAACGAUUCAUGCUUCAUACCUAUCCACAUUGCCUGACCUGGUGCCCCAGCUGGGGACACUCUACCAGCUAAUGGAGAGCAGAGUCAAAACUUUCCAGAAACUCUCACAUCUUCAUGGGAAGCUGAUCCUUCUCAUCACGCAAGUUACAGCUUCGGAGAAGACGAAGGGUGCAGCUUCCCCAGAUCAGAAGGCAAAAGUGGUGUAUGAAGAAGAAUCUUCAGAAGAGGAAUCUGAUGAUGAAAUGCCAGACAAGGAUUCUGAUGAUAAUUGGGAUGAAGAUGAGGAGGAGAAAGAAACUGAGACUGAUGAGGAUGUUGAUGAAGAGAACGAGCAGGAAGAUGAGGAUGGUGAAGAAAAUGGUGAGGACAGAGAUGCGGCAAGUGAAAAAGAGUUAAACGGAGAUUCUGACUUAGAUCCUGAGAACGAGAACGAGAGCGAGGAAGAAUGAAGAUGCACACGCAAGCCCUCGGACCGUGCGUGUCCGCUAGCCCGCCUCGUGCUGAGCUGCAGUUCUGGGGAGGGGGUCGCUGUGCCAGGCCCCCCGGGGCCACGCCGCCUCUCCAAGGCCGAGCGUGCCGGUGAGCCCCUCGCCACAGACUUUCACUGUGUAAAUAAGAGUGUUUCAUUCAAAUGUUAAUAAACUUUACACAGUAAAUAGACACAUUUUCUGCAAUGUACUGACACGAGUGUCCGAUAUAUGGUCUAUUUUUAUAAUAUAUCCUAUUAUAAUUGGUUGUGUCCAGAACUGGCUUAAAGCCCAUGCCGUAGGGGUUCAGGAGCUGGACUGUUGUGAGGGGGCCAGCUCCUCUCUCAGCAAAUCAAGUGCAGGAUAGCACUAGUGAAAUCUUUAAUUUGUUCCUAAAUUAUGAAGGGGUAACUAAACUGGAGUAGAAAUGAUUGUGAUUUAAAAAAAAAUAUCACCAUAUCCCUUGCGGUCUCCUAGCUGUGGUCCUCUGGCUUGAGUCAGAUGGGAUAGUUGAAUGCUUCCCCAAAGUGGCCACUUAUUUUUUAAGCUGUCAUGUGGAAUAUUUUUUUAGAACAAAACAAAAAAUUAUGAUACUAAAAACAAAAGAAUUAGCCAUAUUACAGAUUUUUCUCGACUGCCGGUUGCUGUAAAGAAGCAUCAGUGUGUAGGUCUGGAAGUGCUCAUGACCGGCAACUUUUUAAAAACAGUCAUUGCUGCUUUUGAAGAGGUUUUCAUUUUUAUUUAAAUUACUAAUGGAUCAAAGAACAAUUGUUUAUUUUUUCUCUUUGGUUUUAGAUAUUAACGAUGACCUUGCUGGACAUUUUUUCCAAAGAAAAUAUUUUUAUAAUUCAAUAAUUUAAUGUUUAUCUUCCUUUUCAUUACCCACUCUUGGCAGUGUUAGGGUAUCUGUUUAUCCUUAAAAUAAUAAAUCUGACUCGAGAUUUUUACGUGUGUAUAAAUACAAGUAUUUUGGUGUGCUACAGAAGCCUUUUCAAAGGAUCAGUAAUAUUGUUUCUGCUUUGUUUGUUAAAGAGUGAGCGGAAUUUGCUUAGUGCUCACUAGGGGACAUGCAGAUGAAGCUCAUCUCUUAGCGAGGGCUGGGCAGAUGGAUUUAUUUCCUCCCACCUGUGAAUAUGUAAAACAGAACCAUCAUCUCGGAGGGACUCCGUAACAUCAGCAGCAGAACAGCGGUUUCCGGGCUCGAGUGACUGAGCUGGAGCCGUAAGAGCACCUUGGGAAGGCCAGUUGGAGCUGCUGGUGCCAUGUACAGUUAUACUUGUCUAUAAUUGGAGCUGUUUAUGGCGAUUUCAUACCAUUCUCUUUGUAAAGUGAAUAAAUACUCAUCUUUACACGGUGCUUGUCU